Molecule: messenger RNA, 673 nt
Organism: Saccoglossus kowalevskii
Lineage: Eukaryota; Metazoa; Hemichordata; Enteropneusta; Harrimaniidae
Product: protocadherin Fat 1-like
Biological process (GO): homophilic cell-cell adhesion
Cellular component (GO): plasma membrane
Molecular function (GO): calcium ion binding
Source: RefSeq, a predicted model, not a curated record
GAGAACCUUUGAACUUGACACUGGUUAUGAAGCCGAGUAUGAAGAGGAACCUGGACCAGGUUCAAAUCAUUUUACAAUCCCUGCAAGAUCAAAUACUGAGAUUUUCCUGGCCGAGCCUCUCGAUUACGAGCUUGAUAGAUUUUACAAUCUUACUUUGAUUGUAUAUGAUGACAACGGAGGUACAUCUGCAUUGAAUGAUACCGCCACAUUAUACAUCCAGGUCGAUGAUGCAGAUGACUUGAGUCCAGCAUUUCAGGAUAUCAUUUACACUGAUAGUGUGUAUGAAAAUUUCACUGGUCCGCUAAAUGUGAAUAUAGAUGCUUUUGAUUUAGAUUUUGGAAUAAAUGAGCCAGUAUACUAUAGCUUUGCAGACCCCGACAGAGAGAAUACAACAAUAUUUGAAACAGAGUACUUCCACAUUGAUACCAUCACUGGCGUGUUAACUGUGAUCAAAGAACUCGACAGAGAAGCUACGCAGACUGGUACGAUUACGGAAGUUUUGAGGACUUCUCAAAAUGAUACUCGUGAUUACCAUAUAUAUACAUAUCGAGAUGGCUAUGCUACUGUGGUAGUAACAGUACUUGAUGUCAACGAUAAUGCUCCUAUUAUGAGUUCUCCUAUAUAUUAUGGUGAAGUUGCUGAACAUUCGCUACAGGAUACAAUUGUGUGCGAA